GAAGUGCUUUUUUAUGUAGUUUUUUCCCCCUCAACCUAAAGGCCACCUCUGUGCAUCAAUCUAUGCUGUAGCGGAAGCAAGACUGAAGCAGAUUUAACUUGGAUUAUUGGAUUGUUGUAUUUAAAUAGUCCAAUUAUAACAUUGUAUAGCAAUGUUUCCAUCCACCGUUACGCUCCCGUCAACCAACCGAGAUCCAUUUCCUGUAUCCCAAUUGGGAAGGCAGAAGUGAGACAAACAGACAGAAUGAGACAGACCGAGAGUUAAGGAGCGUUUGAACCAUAUCUGAUCGGCUUCAACACCAGCUGUUGAGUGAGAUGGCGAAAUGUCGAGCUCACGCCAAGCUGCUCUGUCCCCCCCCCCCCCCCCCCUCGUCUCCGCGCUGCCCCGCAGUCUUCCUCAAUUACUCAUUCAUGAUGCUCCGCUGUUUGAUAUUUGGUGCACUGGGGCGCAUGGGCCCUGCUUUGUGUGGUGUCAUCUGCCUGUCGUCCCGGGGGACCGGAGGAGAGGAUUAGACACUUAUAGCAGGAAUCUACUCACUGACAAACCAGUGGAACCGCCGACCCAGGAACUGUUUAAGAAGUCACAAUGUUACAAAAAAUAGUAGUAGUGGAGGAAAAAAAGCAUGCAUUUCUUGUAGCCGAUGUUACAAACUGUUAGACAAAAAGAAAUAACAGUUUUCACUGUGAGGCAUAGUACCAAUGCCGUCAACAGUGAUACUGAACGCACCCCAGGAAGCAAGCUAUUUCUGCCAUCGCACAGUAUGACACUCUUUCAGCAGAACUCACUGCAACCCUUCACAUUCUGACACGCUAAUGCUACUGGGACGUCAUUCAGACUGAGCUAGAAAGAAACCCAGCCUAGUGCUGUAGGAAGCGUGUUGGGAAGUGUAUUACAGUGCUGUAUGACAACUCUCCAAAAAUGUAUUUGUCCGGAUCGUCAUUAAUUUUAUAAAACAAGUGUGCAAGGUCAGCCGGCUCUCUAUAUCUGUAUAUCCAUCCAGUUAUACCAGCUUUAUUGGACGAAAAGAUGGUUCUCAUAGAAUUCAAAUGUAGAAUAUGUCUGAACCCAUACAUAUGCUAUGAGUCCCAGAAGAAUGUAUUUUACAAAACAUACAAUAUGAUAAAUAUGCCCAUAAAAUAUGGAGAAUACAUUAAAUAACCUUGUAAGGGAUGUGUAAUCCUCACAUGGAAAGGUGUUUGAGAUACUGAUGUAGCAUCAAGUUUAAACACAGUACAUGGUGCUAAUCUGCCAUAGUCACCCACACCCCCAUAUGUCUUUUGUGUAAAUGCAAAUCAGUCUCCACACAGUGUAGCCCCUCUGAGGUAUAAGCUUGUCAGAGAGCGAUGCCAUAGGAGGACACACACACGACUCUCACAAAGAUACACACACACAUUUUCUGAGUAUAGGCGAUAUAGCCACUGGCAGGCGUUCAGGCUAUUUUCCUGGCUGUACGUCACUUUACUUUUAUGUAAUCCCCAAUACCCAGUUAAGCUCAGGAGCACAGUGGUGGUGGCUGCAUACAUUAGAUGGCAAACUGCCUUCUCCAAUCUGGUUUGCAGACAGUGCGCUGCACAGACAGAGUGAGGCUUACAUCUCGUAACUGGUUGAUGAAGCGGAAUACUGGGGGAUGAAGAUGAAUGAAUGGGAAAUCAGGAUAAUUUAAUCCCCAGUUUUAAUGGAUAUGCAAAUAAUACAAUCUAACUGUAAUCGGUGGUUGUAAAGUCGUGCAUUGUGCCCAUCAUACAUGGAAAAUAAGAAUGCCCUAGUUAUAAUUUAUAUCUAUGGCCCAUUAUGUUCCCAUGCUAGGGCACUUAGCUCUCUGACAUUAUUACAUCAUUUAUCUUUUAAUCUGAAUAGAACCUUCUGAUCUCAGCAAAUUCUUGUUUCCCAGGGAACAAGGAAACAAAGUUUUCAAAGAGCAAUAAAGUAUGAACUCAACCUAGAAAUACUGCAGGAGUCUAAAGACUGUUAAUGCCAUAAAACUGUGGACUUGGGGACACAAUGGACUUUGUUGUAAAGAAGAUUCAAGAACUGGACAUCUCCAGGUACCAAACAGCACACUAUGGGAAGCUUGACUGUGUCCCAGAUGGGCUCACAGACGAUCCUGUGAGUCAGACUACAGAGAGAGUUAGCCAGAGCCUCACCGACUGUCUGAAGGUUGAGCCCAAGACCAUAGAAACCACCCCAUCUAGACCGUUCAACUCCAGCCUCUCGGACCUCCUUUCCAGGAUCAGUCCCAGCACCAGCCCAGGCCGUAGGCCCCACCCUUCCUCCUCCAGACCCCCUGCCGAGGCUCCUAACACACUAGUCAUGCCCAACGCCUACGCCCUCCACCCAGAGCUCACCAGGCCCACCCCGGUCAACUCCGCUAACUCCACGCCGGACCCCGCGCAGCCCCAGCCCCACUAUGACUGCCACCAGCAGAGGACGCAGGGCGGGGAAGUGGACUCUCUGUUCAUCCGCGCCGUCACGGCCGCCGAGCUCGUGUGCGGAGAGAGGAAGUACAAGUGCUCAGGAUGUCUGAGGUUCUACGACCACCUGGGGGCGCUGCUGCGUCACAUCGACCAGGGCUGGCGGGAAGGCUUCAGCUGCCGCGUCUUCUACAGGAAGCUGAAGAGUAUGCAGGAGCACCGGGCUCGGUCGAGCGCCGGCCGCAACGCAGACAGGCAGUCUCGCGGUUCCUCUGUGCAUCUUGGCUCCGCCUCCAUGGCGACCACGCCCAUGACCACGCCCACGCCCACUGAAGGACAGCAAAGCCACGCCUCCAAGGAUAAGAAAGCGGAUAUGAUCCACAAGUGGCUGCUAAAGACUGAGAUUACUGUUUUGAAACAAUGAAUCUACCAGUGUUUUU
Messenger RNA from Osmerus eperlanus (European smelt), 2851 nucleotides. RefSeq lists its product as uncharacterized. The transcript is spliced from 3 exons. Gene Ontology annotation, biological process: fertilization. The coding region runs from base 2002 to 2835 and encodes 277 amino acids. The record is from RefSeq and is a predicted model, not a curated record. Lineage: Eukaryota; Metazoa; Chordata; Actinopteri; Osmeriformes; Osmeridae.